Molecule: messenger RNA, 967 nt
Organism: Belonocnema kinseyi
Lineage: Eukaryota; Metazoa; Arthropoda; Insecta; Hymenoptera; Cynipidae
Product: protein KRI1 homolog
Exons: 5
Coding region: 149-949 (266 amino acids)
Source: RefSeq, a predicted model, not a curated record
CAUUUUCUUCAUGUUUGGAUUACGACUAAAUUUAAAGUUAUCUUAAUUCAAGUUAAAUCAUUUUGAUAACAAAAAAAAUUGUAAGCUGAUUUUUAUAAAGUGGAAGACUAAAGCUUCAAGAUGCGCAAAUUAAACAAAUGUUCAUGAAAUGUUGGAGGGAGAAAAUGCGAGUUGGCUGACAUUUAAGUUUGAAGAUCUCAAAUCGCAAUGCUGUCGUUGUGAUUUUUCUUCGUCUUCGAUUAAAUCUUGUAUGAGUAGUUCUCAAUUAAAAAUAAUUAAAAACGAAGUAGAGAAGCCCAAGAGAAAUAUUUCGAGAGCAACAUCGAAAGAAUCUAUAAAAAAUAAUCAAAGCCUUUUGUGUCAAAAGAUGGCUACAGUGAAUUUAAACGAAGAGACUAUUCAAAGUAAAGGAGAUUUUACUUUCGAGGCUUGGAAGCAAGAAAAAACGAGAGUUUACAAACAGUUAUUAAAGGAAGAAAAAAGAAAACGCGAGGAAGAAUUGUUAGAAAAGGCGAAAAAAUUGGAAAGGGAAAAAGCAGCCCAUUUCGUAUAUCUGAAUUGGAAGAGAAAUCAGCUAAAAGAGCAAAAAUUAAAACGUAUGAAUGCAAAAAUAGCAAAUGAGAUAACGAUAGCUCAAAAAAUAAAAUCUGAUGAAAGACGAUAUGCAAAUUUUCAAGCUUUUGAAGAAUGGAAGAAGGCGAAAGAAGCUAAAUUAAGAAGGGAGAAAAUGAUGAGGGGAGCAUACUAUCAACAAUAUUCUCAACAAAAUAAUGCGAGACCUCCUGGAAAAACAGAAAAUUGCGAACCAAAAAAGAAUCUAGAUUUUGAUACUUGGCUCGAUCAACUCGACAAUGUUUUGCAUGAAAAGUAUUUGAGGGAAAGGCGCUUUCAAGUUAGGUCUUUUUAUUGUCAACCUAAUUAUUAUGGAACUGCUGCCUUAAUUCAAUAAAAAUUCCAUCAAAAAUUA